UUAGGUGAGACUGCCUUAAAUGCGUGUGUAACAUGAGAAUAAACAAUUUUAACAACCAGCAGCUUGCUACAAAACAUAGGCCUACUCCAAGAUGGGUAAUAAAAGCAGAAAGUGUAGUGCAAUUUUAUCAGUAAUUUUACUUUUGCUGCUGUCCGGGUUUGUAGUAUGCGGCGUCUAUCACUACAUCCUCUUUAAAUCCACCGGAGAUCAAUGUGCCGAUCAGUGUUAUAAUGGCGGGAGCAUGACUCAGGAAACCAAAACAUGUACCUGCGCUGAGGGAUACGGCGGUCGGUGUUGUGAGUUCAAGACCCAGACGUGUCACACUAAUCAGUGGAGUGAGUGGACGCAUUGUUCGAAAAAGUGUGGCCCAGGCGGUAUCCAGUUUAGAAUUAAAAAUGUCGUCUGCCCUGUCUGUUCUCAAAAGAUUUACGAGAAACGGGCUUGCAAUGUGUACUGCUAUAACGGGGGAAUUCCAUCGAAUGUUAGUGAUGAAUGCAUCUGUGAACGUGGCUACGGUGGCGAAUGUUGCGAAUGUAAAAUACAGAAUUGUGAACUGACCUCAUGGAACGAGUGGUCAACGUGCACUCAUGAGUGUGGACCGCAUGGGAUGCGAUUUAGAACACGUAAUGUGGCGAAGCCACCUGCUUGUGGAGGAGACCCUUGCCCUGGGAUCUUAACCGAGGAAGAAGAAUGCAAUAGAAAAUGUGAAAACAACAGAACUCUGGACUACGAAGGUUACAAGUGCACGUGUCCAGUGGGAUACAAUGGACAGUGCUGUGCCUGUAAGGUCCAGGAUUGUGUCAUGACCCCAUGGAGCAAUUGGUCAGAAUGCUCGCAGAAGUGUGGGCCGCGUGGAAUUGCAUUCAGAACCCGUGGUGUGCAAACUGCACCCAAAUGUGGUGGAACACCGUGUUCUAAUAUAUUCGCCGAAGAAAAGCUAUGUAAUAGGAUGUGUGAAAACGAGGGAAUUUUGGACUAUGAGGCGGGGGAAUGUAAGUGUCCAGACGGAUAUAGUGGUCAAUAUUGCGACUGCAAGAACGUCGAUUGUGAACUGAACAUGUGGACUGAAUGGUCAACAUGCGAGAACGCAACAGCACGUCAAGUACGAUCACAUGACGUUAAGAGAUACCCGAAUUGUGCGGGGCGCGAGUGUGAAGGGUCACUAGUCGAAGAUCGUUCAUGCGCAGUGGCAUUAAAACGCAAGCUAUUACUCCCAGAAUGGUCGGUGAUAGUGCUCAGUACGUAUGGAGCCAUACUGACGGUGUUUAUAAUUACCGUUGUGAUCUACGUAAUUAGGAGCAGGAGGAGGGAAAUGAUACCUUCUCUGUUUGAAAAGAAUGACAAUGAUGUGAAGGAUGUACAACAGGAUGCCGUUUUCACGAACUUGCCGCCUCUUCCAGAAAAACACGACCAUGGAGGAUAAUCAGCUGAACUGAAUAACCGUUAGAAAAAGUUAUUAUAAUCGCUGUUUUAUCAUUGGCAACUGAUAAUGGUUGGAGUAUACCGACACGUGUACAUCAAGGCCUCUUUAUUAUACACUUCGCCUAUAAUGAAACCAACUGUUGUGCUGUUACAGUAGGCCUAUCUACAAUUAUUAGGCCUAAUAUUGUUGUUAUUAUUUUUAUUGUUAUCAUCAUCAUUAUUAUAAUUGUUAAUAAUGAUAAUAAUGUUAUAUUUAUAUUGCACAUUCUUCUAUGCACUUUACAUAGAAAUAUUAUUCAAACAAUUUCAAAGGGCUUUUGUAGGACUACAAAUACUGUAUUUGUCUUGGUACUUACAGAAAUAAAUUCGGGGUUUUUUUUAUUAUCAUUAUUAUUAGGCCUAUAUUAUUAUUAUUAUUUGUUGAAUACAAAUUAAAAUCCGAUUUUUAAAUUCAAAUAUAUUCCAUUCAAUUCAUUAUUUAGCGUAGGUUAACUAGACACUUAAACGAAAAUAGAAAAUGCUUAGGAAUCUAUUAACGAAAUUGUCAAUUUUAACAAGCAAUUACCCACCCCCUCAAUGUUAGAGAUGCUGCAGAUCUGGAAGCAGCUAGACCUUGAGUAAAAUUUCGCAAGAUUGUAUACUGUAUUAAUUAUUUAUUGCCUGUUGUCCUUUUGAUUGUAGGCCUAACAGCCAGUUCCUUUAAAAUGUUAAUAGUUUAGUCUUGAGUCUUGCUUUACGUGAGUAAGAUUUAUGUAGAGCUAGGUUAGCGUCAUUGUAGGCCUAUUGUUAUAGUUUUGUUUUCUAGACAUUAUUUGUAGGCAUAGGCGUAGA
This is a messenger RNA of Anneissia japonica, 2253 nucleotides long. Its product is annotated as A disintegrin and metalloproteinase with thrombospondin motifs adt-1-like. The record is from RefSeq and is a predicted model, not a curated record. The transcript has 2 exons. Bases 92 to 1423 code for a protein of 443 amino acids. Lineage: Eukaryota; Metazoa; Echinodermata; Crinoidea; Comatulida; Comatulidae.